This is a messenger RNA of Strongylocentrotus purpuratus (purple sea urchin), 1781 nucleotides long. RefSeq names its product adipolin (gene c1qtnf12). Lineage: Eukaryota; Metazoa; Echinodermata; Echinoidea; Camarodonta; Strongylocentrotidae. Gene Ontology annotation, molecular function: hormone activity. The coding region runs from base 1 to 936 and encodes 311 amino acids. The record is from RefSeq and is a predicted model, not a curated record. The transcript has 8 exons.
AUGUUAUGUAGAUAUAUCGAUGCUAAACAUUAUGAUUAUUUUUUUUCUCUUCUUUUUUUCCAUUUUCAGCAGACCGAUGACCCGCCUCGUAAAGUUGACCCCGAAGGAAGUUGGUUGUCGUUUGUACGUCAUUCAUCGAGGACAUCGGGCUCAUCAACGUCCACGUCGACGUCCACUUCAUCGAAAAAGAAAUGCGAGAAGAAAAACAAAGACAAAUCAAGGAAUUCAAGAAGAUUGCCAGAAGCAGAUGGCCCUGCUGGACCACCCGGGCCUCAGGGCCCUGCCGGCCCUGCCGGGGCACAAAUCACUAAGCAGGAACUACUCACAGAAUUUAGGGAAUUGAUAAGAGAAGCGGCAGAAAGACGAGCACAGAUUAUUAUUGGAGAAAAGUGUCCGAGUUGUCUACUCAACAUCACGGAAGGAACGGAAUUACAUCUUCCGAAUCUUGAAGAACUCGAGCUCCUUCCCACCCUCCCCAUCGCCUUCCAUUGCAAACUCAGUCGAGAUCUAGACAUCCCGGGAAAAAGUCUUAUUGAAGUCGUCAAUUUUAGAACGCCGAUGGACACCGGGUCAUUUCGGCGGGGACGAGGGUUGGAUGUUAGGUCGGGAAGGUUCACGGCGCCACGGACAGCCAUCUACCAGCUCUCCGCAAACCUCCACAUAGGCCAGCGGCUCUCAGACGUCAAAUCGCGGGAACUAAAGCCGAGGGAUAACGUCCGGUUACUCAUAUGUAUCAACUCGAUGUGCCAGAGGCAUACGUCGUUAGAAUUUGUGUCGGGUAUGGAAAGCAACAGCAGAGUAUUUACAGUGGCAGUAUCUGGUCUCUUGCGAUUAGAGGAGGGCCAGUACGCGUCAGUGUAUAUCGACAACAGCUCUGGUCGUCGUAUUGAGAUUCAGGUCGGUUCUGACUAUAGCGGAGUCUUGAUGGGAGUCUAGUUAUAUCUUUGGAUCAUCCAAGCUUGCGGAUGGAAAUGAGACUAUCGGGUUACAUUCGACGCCUUUUCAGUCAUAAUUAUAUCAGAAAAGGAAAACGUUAAUUGCGAAAUGGAAAACGUUCUGCAAAGUUGGAUUUUACUUUGAACCCUUUCCAUGCAGGUAAAACAGUGAAACCGAUGUUGUGUAUCGAUGUUGUGUAUCUAUAUGAUCAGCUAGUCAUCGUCGCCUCCACAGAUGAAAAGCGAAGUGUGGCCAUGUUUGAAGGAGACGAAACAAUAUUUGAGGCAUUGCAUGGUCAGUUUGCAAGUAAUAGAGUGAAUUUAAACUUUUCUUCCAAGCGACAUUACAAUAUAUAUUUGAAAACAGCAAGAUGUAAUUCUGCAUGCAGACAUGUCAAUUCUGGCCUAGGACCAAAUCUGAGGUCGGUGGAAACCAUUUUUUUUCGAGGAACUCGGCCAAAGACCACUAUCGUGAGGCCGUCAAUGAGCUUAGUUACGCGACGGCAAUCGAACCUUCAGCAGAUAUGGAAAUUUCCUGAUUUUUUUUGUUAAUUUAUCAAAGUGAAACAGUUUCCUGAUCGUUGUCGAUUACAAAUGGAUAUGAAGAAAUUGGUAGCAUAUUCAACAAUAUAAAAUUCACCAAGAGACAAAUAUCUUGAAGAGAUCUCGGUGCGUGAAAAUGUUCGUCAGAUGGUGAACCAUUUUGCAAGAUUUAAUGCCGUUGCUACAAAGAGUGAUGAUAGGCCAAUAUGGCUCUUGAAAACUUACUCACCUGACUUUCGCCAAUCGAAUCACGUGAUAUUUAUCGUCAGCGUAUCUGAAGGACAAUACUAAGAAUUUGGAAUC